Molecule: messenger RNA, 1845 nt
Organism: Cyprinodon variegatus (sheepshead minnow)
Lineage: Eukaryota; Metazoa; Chordata; Actinopteri; Cyprinodontiformes; Cyprinodontidae
Gene: mcrs1
Product: microspherule protein 1
Exons: 13
Coding region: 161-1513 (450 amino acids)
Biological process (GO): positive regulation of transcription by RNA polymerase II
Cellular component (GO): Ino80 complex; NSL complex; MLL1 complex
Molecular function (GO): G-quadruplex RNA binding; protein binding
Source: RefSeq, a predicted model, not a curated record
CGUUUCGAUAAAUCCAAAUCAGGAAGAAAAAAUGAGCGGCUAAUGCUAACUGGUUAGACGUUAAACGUAUCAUAGCAGUUGGAAGCAUACAUUUUGUUUGGAGUUAUUUUAAAAUUCGGAGUUUAUAAAAUUCUCACACCGAGACACAGUAAAUGAGGAGAUGCAGGCCAGCGAACCAGUGGUUGGUGCAUCAGUGGGAGUGUCUGGUGUUCAGAGUCGGUCGGAGGAUGAAGAGUCACUGAGCAUGAAAGACGUGAAAAGGACGGCAGCACAAGCGUUUGGAGGCGGUGUUCCCAAGAGGAGAAGUUCAUCCAGAUCAAUAAAAAGAAAGAAGUUUGAUGACGAGCUGGUGGAGAGCAGUCUGGUCAAGUCGUCCAGCAGAGUCAAAGGGCCUCCUGUCAUUGAACCUAUACGCUGUUUGGGCAGUGAACCUUCAUCCAUUGAAAAGAAAAAGGUGCCCAAGUCAGGAACUGCCCUCACACCACCUCUCACUAUGGUAUUAAACCCUUCACCUCUGCCCAAAAGAGUAAAGAAAAGCAAGCAGCCUUUACACAUGACUAAAGACUUGGGACGCUGGAAACCCACAGAUGACCUUCUGCUAAUAAAUGCUGUGCUACAGACUAGUGAUCUAACUUCUGUUCAUCUGGGGGUCAAGUUCAGCUGUCGCUUUACUUUGCGGGAAAUUAAAGAGAGGUGGUACGCAUUGCUGUAUGACCCUGUCAUCUCAAAGCUCGCAUGGCAGGCCAUGCGGCAGCUUCACCCAGAGGCAAUCGCAGCAAUUCAAAGCAAAGCUCUCUUCAGUCAGAGUGAACAGGCGCUGCUGGCCAAGAUCGGUUCAACCAGUCAGCCCAAAAUGGAAGUUUUCCUGGAGCUUCUGAGCAAACACCCCGGCAUCUUUCACCCAUCUCGCACCCCGAAGAGCCUGAGUGUUCACUGGCAGCUGCUGAAGCAGUAUUACCUGCUAGAUGACCAGAGUGUUCAGCCGCUUCCUAAAGGGGAUCAGGUGCUGAACUUUUCUGAUGCUGAGCAGAUAGUAGAUGACAUAAAAUUAAAGGAUAGUAGAGACGAAGCACUGGAACACGGUAAGAAACCUGGUUGUACAUUUCAGCUAAUCAUUCCACCGGCAGGGAUGAGCAUGCCUGACUUCGACAAUCAGACGUUGGCAGCGCUGCGGGGAAGAAUGGUGCGGUACCUCAUGAGAUCAAGAGAGAUCACGCUGGGGAGAGCAACAAAGGACAAACAGAUAGAUGUAGAUCUGUCACUAGAGGGACCCGCUUGGAAAAUAUCCAGAAAGCAAGGAAUAAUUAAACUGAAGAAUAACGGAGAUUUCUUCAUUGCUAAUGAGGGACGCAGACCCAUCUACAUCGACGGCAGACCGGUCCUGUCAGGAAACAAGUGGAAGCUGAACAACAACUCAGUGGUGGAGAUCGCAGGUCUUCGUUUUGUUUUCCUAAUAAACUUGGAGCUCAUCUCACUGAUAAAAGCUGAAGCGGCUAAGAUGUCACAGCAGUGAAAGGUCGGGUUCUGUCAGCUGACAGACAGUAGCGUCCGCCAGAGCAUCGCCAUGGAGACGAGGACUCCAUAUAACCUUAUUGUGACUCUUGAUGAUUUACAUCCUGGAGCAACAUGUUUAAUGUGGUGUAUGGACAUUUUAUUCUGUUAUGCCGACACUCGUGGUUGAGUCCUGUUGUGUGCAGUUUUGCAGAACAUUGUAUUUAAAUUCUCACACCAAGCUUUUGUUGUUUUUUUUAAUAAUAAACUUGUUUACUCUGUCUUCUUUUGCGUCUUAGGUGUUUUUUUGUUUGUUUUUUUAGUCAGAUAAUGUCUGUCAUACUGAUUUAUGGG